Zygosaccharomyces rouxii is the source of this 3210-nucleotide messenger RNA. RefSeq names its product Aly2p (gene ALY2). The coding region runs from base 1 to 3210 and encodes 1069 amino acids. NCBI's taxonomy places the organism in Eukaryota, Fungi, Ascomycota, Saccharomycetes, Saccharomycetales, Saccharomycetaceae. Gene Ontology annotation, biological process: ubiquitin-dependent endocytosis. The record is from RefSeq and is a predicted model, not a curated record. The transcript has a single exon. Gene Ontology annotation, molecular function: ubiquitin protein ligase binding; protein-macromolecule adaptor activity. Gene Ontology annotation, cellular component: cytosol; cytoplasm.
AUGGAAGAGCUUACGGCAGUCAGAUCUCCUGUUUUCCCACUGGAGAAUGAUGUAGACGUUUCUUCAGAUGCAGAACCUCUAUCUCAAACGUCCUCGAUUCAAGUGUUCAUCAAAUUAGCAGAACCUGUUGUUUUCAUACAAGGCUUUAAUCAAACUCAACAGAGUGAAACUCCUCCAAGUAUGCUUAGAGGAUCUUUAAUUCUAAGAGUAUUGAAACCGAGCAAACUGAAAAGCGUUUCUUUAUCAUUUAAAGGUUACUCUAGAACUGAAUGGCCGGAAGGAAUACCACCAAAGAGACAAGAAUUUGUUGAGGUUUGCGAUAUUGUAAAUCACGUUUGGCCAUUUUAUCAGAAUGACGGUAGCACCACGACGAGUGGAUUGACUCAUACGGAUGAUAAUAGUUUUCUACUUAGAGAAUCAGGUGCAUCAAUUUACAAAAGUUUAGAAAGUGUAAGAAAUAGAAGAGGGAGUUUUUCAGCUCAUAGUCCAAGAUCGAGUUUUAAUUUCGAUGCAGAAAAUGGUGGUGGUGAUCAUCAGGCUGGUGGGAGGAAAAGAAGUACUAGCAAUGCGGGUCCUAUAGGAUUAGGAGUUACUACGGGCGGUAAAGAUGUUUCGACAACUUCGACGUCAAAUAGGACACUUUCCCCCAUGUCUAUACUGCGAAGAGCCACCUCACCGUCACCAAAUAAGCAUGACAGAUCCUCCAAUUUGAUAUCCGAUUUGUUAAGCAGUACUUUCUCAAAUUCAAACGAACAGAAUUCACGUCGUGGCAGUGCUAGUAGUGCUGGCGGUGGUAGUGGAAUAGGAGGUAGUGGUAAUAGCCAUUUAACUGUUAAUGGUGACAGUGGUAGUACCAGCGGGUCUGGAGACCAUUUUGUCUUUCAACCAGGUGACUAUAUCUAUACUUUUGAACAAGCGAUCCCAACUUCAUACCCAGAAACAAUAAAAGCAGAUUUUGGGUUUGUGGAAUAUCAAUUGUUUGCUAGCAUUGAAAGAGUUGGUGCGUUCAAGUCUAACGUUACCGCUCGAUUACCAGUGCCGUUGAUAAGAACGCAAUCGGAUUCAAGUGUGGAGGAAACUGAACCAAUUGCCAUUUCUCGUGAUUGGGAAGAUCAAUUGCAUUAUGAUAUCGUCAUCGCAUCCAAGGAUAUUAUAUUAGAUGCUUUCCUACCGAUUGCAUUCCAUUUUGCACCUUUGGAUAAGGUUACUUUGCACAGAAUUCGGAUUUAUUUGACAGAGACUAUGGAAUACUACUGUAGAGGUAAAAAGGUGCAUAGGAUGGAACCUACUAGGAAAUUUCUAUUGGCAGAACAUAACGGUCCAAACAUCAUGCAUCCUGAGGAGAAGGGUCCAUUAAAGGCUAAGAAUAUGGGGAACCUUUUAUUAGAAGAAAGCAGUGGUGACUUGGUAAAUAAAGAUUACGAAUAUCAAGUGUUCGUUCCUAGUAUUGUAUCUGAUAGACACGUUAUACAUCCUGAUACAUCUUUUGACAAGGUUAAAUCGAACCACUGGAUCAAGUUAUGUCUCCGUCUUUCUAGAAUGAUCGAUGGUAAAAGAAAACACUAUGAAAUCAGCAUUGAUUCUCCAAUCCAUGUCUUACACAAAUUAUGCUCACAUGCAAACACUCUGUUGCCAAGUUAUGAUAGUCAUGUCUUUACUAAUGAACAAGCUUUGAAUGCUUGUCCCAAAUUCGGUAAUACUGGAGAUGUGAACAUCUAUCACGAUUCGAACAUUUUCUUCCCCAAAGAAGUAUUGUUAUCACCGAUAUUAUCACCAGAAGUACAUUCCAUGGAUGUGAAGUUGGCAAAUAGCAUCAGGAGCUCUAGUCAAAAGCCUGUUCGUAAUCGUGAUCGUCGUAACUCAAGAGCCGGCGAAGAUUUCGACCCCACUUUUGCCUCACCUAAAUUAAGAUCGAAUAUCUAUCAGCCGGAAACUAUCCCUAGAGAACUUGCAUCCCCACAAGCUGUUCCAUUUUCUCCGGUAAGUUCUCCCUUGUUAAGAUCUAUUUCACCGUGGAUUGCGCCACCACCAAGUUUUGAUUUCAAUAACGAUGAGUUUCGUCCCUUCAAUGAUUUACCACUUGAUCCACCUACUUACACAGACGUGCUAAAGUAUGACGAGCUAGAAAAAGAGCAAAAGAAUUCGUCAACUUCAAAGCCUCCUGAAGUGCCCAAGAUUACCCUAAGUAAAUUAAACGAGGAGAAACCUACAUUGGAUGAACAAUUGGCAGGUGAUUACUCACUGGAUCCGCUCUCGAGACAAGAAAAUUUGGGAAACACGAGAAACAGCUUAGAAGCCAGUCUGAAGGGUAACGAGAAUGAUGCCGAAGACGAUGGAGAUAUUGCCUCCGGUUUCAAUUUCCAAGGUGCCUCCAAAACAUCACCUAAUUUACCUGUUGCUGUUUUAAGAUCCCCAAUAAUGCAUCCAGUCAAUCCAGGUCUAGAAAAUAAAUCUCCCCCCAGGGCCUCUUUAACAACUAGCACACUACCCACGAAAGAUGCAAAGACACAUGCUAAAUCUUCUCUACCAACUGAUACUCUACCUUCCACAGUAAGAAAUGAUAGUUCGGGACUCACUGGGUUGGGUGAAAUUCUUGAUGAAGAUCCUCCUGGAGCUAUUCCCAUGACUAACAGAAAUGACACCAAUGGCUCUAUUUCAUCAUCAGUAGGUCGGUCGUCUUCGUUUGACAGCGUGGCUGCAUUAGCAAAUAAAAGCAAUCUAGUACCGCUUUUACAAAGAUCAGAUAGCCGCCAUAAUGCGAGUGUAGAUGACUUUGCCAUGCAAUCGAGAGAUUCGAUUGCCAACUAUACUGAAGCUCCUGUGGAUACUUCCGUCGAUAUUACUGCACUUUAUGACCGAAAUUCCAGUCCAUGGCAUCCCUUACAAAUGAGUAUGGGUCCCGAUCUUUCCCCAGUGGUUAGUCCUUCUUACUCGUCCAAUGUAGCUGACAGGAAUCAUGUGAUAGAUGAUUUUAAAGAAGCCCUCCACUUUAGUCCUUAUAGCCAAGAUUCAGGAAUGCAAAAUGCUAACGACUCAAGACAUUCAGGAAGCCCUUUUGCCUCCGCCAAUGGUAUUAAUAUGUCACAGCACUCAAAUAUUCGUAUGCCACCAGCAACUUUCCAAAGAUCCUCUCCUGAGAAGCAAUUAGUGAAUGAAGUUGGUACAGAGGCCACUUCGCCUCGUGACGAAGGAUCUUUCUUCUGUCGAUAA